AUGAAGUUUGAUACCGAACGGAUUGAUAUGUCAUAUAGACGGGAAAAAAAUCUGGAUAUCCAUUUAGAAUAUAAAGGAGGAGAUUUUAUAGAAUGGGAUGUCCCAGGAUUUUGUUCCAUUAAAAACAAAAGUGCACCAGAAACAGUAAUGUUCUGUCAAAUUCAAGGUAUUUAUAACAUAAAACCCAAAAUUAGAGGUCAGCCACUAGAAGCUGAAGAACGCUUUUUAUUUGUGGAUCGUUCUAGUGACUGCUUUUUGUGGUAUUUCCAAGAAAGUGACUUGGAAAAGGAAGACAGUCAGCUCAUUAGGCUAUGGAUAUAUGAUCCAGAAAAUGCAAGUCCUGCUGAGUUGUCUGGCAAUGCAGGAACACCAUCAAUCAAUUCCAAGUCACUUAGCAUGCAGUUUAUCAGUAUGGGACAAGAACCUGCUAUUCUGUCAACGAUCACUAAUAUUAAUUACCCUACAUAUGUCUCUACUCAAGAAGGGAUCUGGACAUCAAAAAUACCACAAACAAAAAAGAACCUUUUUAUGAAGAUCAAAGGAAAUUCAGUAGCUUUCCAAGAUUGCUUUAUUGCAGACUUUAUGUUUUUGCUGUCUCAUAUUAAACUAACUUUCAGUCAGCAUCCUGAGUAUGUACCCAUUACAUCAAAUAAUGAAGAAAUUAUCCUUUUUGAUUGGCCACCAUGUUAUCCUUCAACUGUUGUAACAGUUUCAUUUUGGGAGACUCUUUUUACAAAGGAUGCUUUCAAUACUUCAGAGAAGAUCAGAAUACCCCCCAACAUCCUUACCGAUGAAGAAAGGGGAAACAUAAAAGACAUUAGCUUAAUAGAUGAAGGAAUAGUCAUUUUAACAGGAGGUUCUCUUUAUCUGAGGACAACGGAUGAUUUCAUAAAACUUGACGAGAGGUUUGGUAUUCCUGACAAUCUGAUAGCUGGAACAGAAACAAGAACCUGGUGUUGGACUGAAUAUACACCAAGGGAAGGACUAGAAUUAAGUCAAAUAGUAGUGUGGACAACAACAGAAGUCUUUCUUGGAUAUUCUAAAUUAAAAUUUUACAAAUUAGCAAACAUUUCACAACUGAGAAAGAUUAUGCAUAUUCAUAGCAGAAUGGAGCCUUUAUUAUCCAUGCAUCUUUGUACUUAUACCUCAGACCCAACUGGAGUUGCCUUGAUGAUAAGGUUGAAGAUUAACAAACAAGACAAGGAUAUGCUGUUUUUAGUGUUUUAUAACGAAGAUACACUUAAAUGGGAACUUCAAGACUUUUCAAUGUUUUUCCCUGCUGGUAAAACAUUAAAUGCACUAUUCAUGUUUUCAGCAUUGCCAAAUUUUGUAAUAUGGGAUGACAAGACUGUCUACUAUAGCUACCAAAAUUAUUCACAUAAUGGAUAUCUGUUGACACCUUCUAGACAAUCAGAUCUAACAACUCUAACAAAGAAUAGCAGCAUUCACCAACUUUUUAUAGAUUAUUAUGGCAAUGCUGUGAUAAAAAUGUACAACAAUAUGAUGCUUUAUUUCAAACUUGACAUUACAGAUGUAGCACUACUACAUGAAUGGACUACUGAACAUGACAAUACAUUACUUUUAAUUAACCCUACUGGGGAACUGUUUCUUGCAAAUCUUAAUUAUGGCAUAGCACAAUUUUCAGAAUAUCCAUUAAUGCUGGAGUUAUAUAGUUCAACUUAUAAAGAACAAACCAUUUGUCCAUAUAUGUCGUUUGAGAGCAGUCUGGGUAUAAGCAAUGUCUAUUUGGACAAAAAAGAUGAACUGACGUUUUGGUGUCAAGUAGUCUAUCCUGAGAAUCUUGGUGUUUUUGCUAUUGUGGAAAUAUAUGGACCAAAAAUACUCAAGGAGAAGAGAAAUGUCGACUAUGAAAUAGCCUUGGGAAUCUGCACUAAAAAUCUGACAGUUACAUUUUACCAAGGGAUUGACUAUGAAGCUGCAGAUAAUUACAAAGAGCUCCAAGAGAAAAACAUGGGUCGUUUGAUGGUUCAACUGCGACCCAGUCAGUUUGCAAAAACAUGUCCACUAUCUAAUCAGGCAAUUCAUGUAUUUGUUGGCUGUUACACAGGAAGACAUAUUAGAGUCAAAGGAUUGGAAACUGAAUGUGAGAGUAAAAACUUUACUUAUGAAAUUGAAAAGAAAUAUUUGGAGGGCAAGCCAACUGAGAACAAGCAAGUGUUCUAUCAAACUAAAAAAUAUGGCUGCCCUUUGAAACUUCAUAUGUAUGAACAUUUCCAUCCUGUUCUUCUUUUAUAUGAUGGGGACAAACUCAUUGAAGAAAUUAAAGAAAAUUUUAUCAUCUGGGAGAUAAAUGGAAGAAAAGAUUUUACCUAUAGCAUGUCCAUGUAUCAAGCUGGUUGUAUAAAUGAAGCACAGUCAUGGGAUUCAAUGAAGAAAAUAAAUAAAGACCUCCCGAAAGAGAAAGUCUGGGGCCCUGAAAAUUAUAGACACUGCUUUUCAUUUUCCAUUGGAAAACCCGGAGACCUAUCACAACCAUAUGAGAUUAUCAACUUGUCCAAUAAAAAUGAAAUAAUCUGGACAAAUCACCAUGUUGGCUUUUAUGUGUUCCGUGUUAAGAUCAUUGAUCCAAACUACAGUUUCUGUGAUCUAACAACCAAUUUUGCAAUUGAGACAUUCGGCGUGAUUCCCAGUACAGAUCCCCUUCUGGUUUUUAUCUUCUUGUUGCUUCUGGUAUUGUUGAUCAUUGUUUGCCUGAUUGGGAGCUACUUCCGUUAUCUAAAGAUUUUUCGAAAAUUUAUUUAUGAACCAAGUCUACGAUCGAAAAGUAAAAAGAAAGAAAAAAAUUAG
Molecule: messenger RNA, 2808 nt
Organism: Dromiciops gliroides (monito del monte)
Lineage: Eukaryota; Metazoa; Chordata; Mammalia; Microbiotheria; Microbiotheriidae
Gene: CATSPERE
Product: catsper channel auxiliary subunit epsilon
Exons: 21
Coding region: 1-2808 (935 amino acids)
Biological process (GO): sperm capacitation; flagellated sperm motility
Cellular component (GO): CatSper complex; sperm principal piece
Source: RefSeq, a predicted model, not a curated record